AUGCCAUCAUUUCCAUACCUCGCAAAAGCAACCAUCAAGUACAAGAGCCCUCACAAGCAAGACCUCACAUUCGCCAAGGGUGAAAUCAUCCGAGUCACCGGUAUCGCACCCAAGACGGACCCUUCGGACGACGACGAUGAUGACGACGACGACUGGCUAGUCGGUGAGACGCUGGACGGCUCCAGAAGCGGCUUCUUUCCAGGUGGCUUCGUCGAGCCGACAGACGAGGUCGACGAGGCUCCUUCCCACGAGGCGGAGGCAAAGGUCGCAGAAGCCACCUCUGCCCCGUCAGCCCCUGGCGCCAUUCCAAUUGACGCUCCAACCGAUCUUCAAACGUCUGUUGUCGAAGAAGAGCCCUCGUCGCACUCCGCUGAUGUCGUGCCCGAGGCGGCUCGCGAAGCAGCCAAAAGGGGUGAGACAGAGGAAGCUGGCUUCGGCGCACCACUGCCACCUCGACCACCUUCCCCCAACGCUGAGGAGGAGGAAACACCGAGUGACCCUGUCCCCGAAGUCAAGGAGAGCGGUAUGGGGGCUACUAAUGCUGCAGCCGGAGCAGCCGCUGUAGGUGCUGCAGCUGGUGUUGCCGGUGCCGUCGGUGCGAGUAGUGCAAAAGACAUAACUUCGACCGAGGCAAGCUCAAGGACAGCAACGGCAGAACCCGCCGCUGCCACAUCUCCAACAAAGGCGCCUCCAGCUGUGGCGACCAAGCCCAUCGGCAUGUCCAACUCGUUCCGUGACCGACUUGCUGCGUUCAACAAACCUGCCGAGGCCGCUCCGCCACCCCUGCCAAAGGGCAAGCCUGGCGGAUGGAAGAGACCCACACCUACAUCCAACGAGGCCAAGCCAAUCCUUCCAGGAGCGUCUGCGACUGCCCCUGCGUCUGCCGCGCCGAAGCCAGCGCCGGUCGCACCGUCAACAGACACCAUUGAAGCUCCCACCUCGUCUGACCCGUCUGCUGCCUCCGGCGGAUUCAGUGCUGCUGAUGCGCAGACGAGCAUCAAGAUGAGUCUGAAGGAGAGAAUGGCCGCGCUGCAACGCAACGAAGCUGCUGCCUCUGACGCUGCUCCGCAGAUCAAGCCCAAGCCCGCAGUGCCCGGCAAGAUCGGUGCUGACCGUCGCAACGUCGCUCUGCAGGGCAUGGGACUUGCUCCUGGAGGGGCGGUCCCGCCACGAAAGUCGUCUACCGACGGAACCAAAGACGCAGAUGAGCUUGCAUCCGAGACCACAGCGACUCAGGAUGGCUCAGAGCCCGCCCCCAUCACAACGCCUUCCGAAGAAGCCGGCGAUCCCGCAGCUGCCACCGCGAAUGAGGCCGGCGCGGCCGACGAGACUCAAGAGCAGGUCGAAGACGCCGGCGAGCCAAAGGAGGAAUUGACAGAGGAAGAGCAAGAGGCAGAACGACGUGCAGCUAUCGCCAAACGCAUGGCAGCUCUCGGCGCUCGUCGUAUGGGCGGUGGCCCGUCGCCCUUCGGAGCACCGAAGCCUCCCGUCCGCACCAACACGGCUUCCAGCACCGGGUCUGGAGUAGGGAGUACGUCCGAGCCUGGCAUCAGCAUUCCCACCGCCGCUGCCACCUCGUCCAACGAAGAAGCCGGAGACGCGGCUGCAGCUCCUGCUCUCUCGACGAGCGAUGCUGGAGAUGCUGAACUUCGCUCACCCAUCAGCGCAGGGGCUGAAGAGGAGCCCAAGGUUCUUGCUGUGCCCCGAAGGACUGCUGCUCCGCGCAAGAGGAAGCCGGUCGCACCAGCUGCCGAGGCAGCUACUGGUGCCGCUGUUGGGGCUGUAGGAGGCGCCGCCAUCGCUGAAGAGAGCGACAACGCAGACACCGUCAUCACACCCUCGGCCGUCGAGCCAGAAGCAGUGGAGCAACAGUCAGCACCUGUCGGUCUGACCGACACGAGCACAACGGCUACUCUCGAAGAGAAAGACACCGUUGCUGAGUCGACCGACAGGGACGUCGGCAUGGCUGCCGUCGGAAGCGCCGAUGCUCAGGAUACUCAAGCUGCCUCCAUGCACGAGGACGAAGUCAGCCAGCAGCUGGAUGAUGAAGACCCAGAGAUUGCAGAAAAUCAGAGACAGCUGGAAGAGUACUUGCGAGGCGAGGGCUUCUACGAGGAUCAGACCGAGCAGACCGCUCAGCAGGAGCCCGAAGUCGGCUCUGCUGCCGUCACAACCGACACCGAUCUCUCUACCACGGCACGCGACACGGAAGCGUCCCAGGCAGCUGAGAGCGUGCCUCGUGAGGAAGUUGCAUCGCCGAAGCCGCCCAGUCGUCCGCCGAGCACUCGUCCGCCCAUUCCCAAGACGACUCUUCCCUCUACUCCCGGCACGACCGCCGACGAAGACUACGUUCCGGCUGCUUCUUUGUCGCGACGUGGAAGCGCCAUCCCACCUGUGCCUACGUCUAGUCUCCCUGUUCCGGUUGAGACUACUGCCGAGGAGACCGAGGAGUCCGACGAGCCGUUCACGGCUGCUCACGAAGCCGAGGAACAGACAGGUCCCGUGCUGGCAGCUCCUAGACCUCGCAUGGCCGUCGCGACCGAGGACCCGGAGGACGAAGAACUUCUCGCUGCUGCUGACGCCCCUUCGUCUGCCGUCGAUGACGAGACUGCGCCAUCAGAAGCGAUUCCCCAAGAACAGCCGGAAGAGCAAGAGCUCACAGAAGAGGAGCAAGAGUCGCAACGACGUGCCAAUCUCGCUCGCCGCAUGGCAGCUCUCGGCGGCCAAAGGAUCGGUGCCUUCCCUGGCAUGGCCCCGCCUCCGAUCAUGGGUGCUCCCAUGCCUGCCCGAAGAGCGCCUGUGCAGGCCGCUGAGGAGGUCGAAGACGAGAGCACUGGCGCGGAUGGCACUGCGGAGCCAGAGGAGGAGGACACGCCUGUGUCGCCGAUCCGGGGGCCACCCAGAGGUGGCAUGGCGAUCCCUGGUCUCACAGCUGUGCCUGGCAUGAACGCUUCUCACGCCGAAAGCGAUGCGCUGGAGCGGGCUAGAUCGCCAGGUCCUGCCAGCGUCGACGCACCGGCACGACUUGCCAGUCCGCCACCUGUGCCCACGAGCCCGCCGCCGAAGCCUAUGUCGCCACCUCCUGCUGGCGCCCUUCCUCCCGCAGGCGACUCGACGGCAGCGCCAAUGCUCCCACCUGGCCGACCCUCGAGCACCGUCCCGAUGGCGAACCUGGACGAGGCCAUCCGCUCUGCCAGCCCAGCCGGUAGCAACCUAGCCCGUCGCGGGUCCACCAAGCCACCCAUUCCGCAAGGCAUCAGUGCACACUCUCGCAAGUCGUCGGUGGCCGAGGAGCGUGAGUUGACCACAAGUCCGCCACCUCUGCCUGUCAGUCCACCUCCUCUUCCAUCGAGCCCGCCUCCUCGUCCGGCAUCACGAGCGCCGCCGCUGCCUGGCCAAAGUGUUCCUCCUCCUCGGCGCCAAGGCUCCUCCGCGUCGUACGCCUCGAUGGGCGGCUCCGACCAGCCAGAUCUGCCCCCCGUACCAUCGACGACAACCACACCCGCGACCGAGCAGCCGCCUAGGACAGAAGCCGCUCUGCCACCUACGCCGUCCACACCCAACGCCAACAUAGGCGCCCGCCACUCAUCACGCGACCUCGACCUGAUGCCCACCAGUCGGUGGUGGCGGCACGGGAUGAACCCGCUCCGUCUCCCACCCACCGUCGCCGGUCGACCCGAUGCGAUCCUCUACGCCGACACGUCGAGCGCCGACGGUGUGCAUCGUGCAGACAUCUACAUGCUCUUCGAGGACUAUUCGACCACCACCAUCAGCUUGUCGUUCCAAGAUGACGACGCGGAGGAGUCGCAGACGAGUCUGACGCAGAGACACAAUUUUCCACCGCCCAAGCCGAGCGCUGCGCAACUCAAGCAGUGGGCUGCCUCGCUUGGCGUGUCCGUUGCGCGUCUGGCCUCUGACGUUGCGAAGCAAACUAAUUCGCCGAUUGGCGAUGGUUCCCCACGCGCGUUUGUCGGCCACGUUCUGUCCCAACUCCCCGCCCUCCCACCAGUCGGUACCUCCCUCGGCACCCCCGUCCUCACCCAGGUGGGCGCAACACUCAUGGAUCCCCCCACCGACGAAGUACGCCCCGGCGACCUAGUCUGGUGCUCCCACGCCGAUUUUCGGGGCAAAAAAGGUCUGGCGCCCUACCACACCACCCUCGGCACCACCGACCCCACGGUAGGCGUUGUCGUCGAGGUGGAGAGCAAGAAGAACAAGCUCAGGUGCGUCAUUCAGAGCCCAGCCCAGAAGAAGGGCGCUGCGGAAGAGGUGAGCUUGAGGAUGGACGAUCUGAAGAGUGGUGUGGUCAAGGUGUUUAGGGUCCCGCCGAGGCAGGGGUGGGUUGCCGAGUGGUAG
Kalmanozyma brasiliensis GHG001 is the source of this 4356-nucleotide messenger RNA. Its product is annotated as Variant SH3 domain protein. The record is from RefSeq and is a predicted model, not a curated record. The coding region runs from base 1 to 4356 and encodes 1451 amino acids. NCBI's taxonomy places the organism in Eukaryota, Fungi, Basidiomycota, Ustilaginomycetes, Ustilaginales. Gene Ontology annotation, molecular function: protein binding. The transcript has a single exon.